Nymphalis io (European peacock) is the source of this 708-nucleotide messenger RNA. RefSeq lists its product as uncharacterized. Gene Ontology annotation, molecular function: calcium ion binding. Gene Ontology annotation, biological process: centriole replication; mitotic cell cycle. The transcript is spliced from 5 exons. Gene Ontology annotation, cellular component: centriole; centrosome. The record is from RefSeq and is a predicted model, not a curated record. NCBI's taxonomy places the organism in Eukaryota, Metazoa, Arthropoda, Insecta, Lepidoptera, Nymphalidae. The coding region runs from base 96 to 641 and encodes 181 amino acids.
AACAAGUUAUGUCGAAUAAAAGUAAGUGAAAAAAUAAACUGGAUGUAAAUCAAAAGUAUUAAAUUGAUUUAAAAAAAAAACCUAGAACUAGAAAAAUGAAUCUAGAACUUACAAUCGAUGAAACAGAAGUAGACGUCGAUGUCGAAGAAAAAGGACAGGAAAAAACUGUUUGUGCUCGACUAAUCUUUACGAAAGAACAGAAAAGAGAUCUUCACGAAGCUUUCGAUCUACUCGAUUUUAACGGGGAAGGUAAAAUAAAAGCAGAAGACUUUCGAGUGGCAAUAAAAGCUUUAGGCUAUGAACCGACUAAAGAGGAACUUCAGAAUAUGAUCAGCGGCGUUGACAAGGGGCAAACCGGGAAGUUAAGUUUUGAAAAUUUCGAAACCGCCGUCAUGAGAAAAGUCAUGUCGGUCGACACUGACGGCGACGUGAUGAAAAGUUUUCGUCUCUUCGAUGUUGAUGAUACUGGGUUUAUAAGUUUUGAGAAUUUAAAACAAGUAACUCAAAUACUUGGAGAAAAUUUGACUGAUGAAGAAAUCGAAGAAAUGAUUGAUGAAGCUGAUAAGGAUUUUGACGGAUAUAUCUCAGUUCAAGAAUUUAUGAAAAUGAUAAGGAACUCCGUUAAUAUUGUAACUCCUUGAAUUUGUAAUAUAGAAUUGUUUUUAUAGCAUGGUAUUUUUUUUUUAAUAAAAGAAAAAAAGAAACAUA